Messenger RNA from Haliaeetus leucocephalus (bald eagle), 2791 nucleotides. RefSeq names its product villin-like (gene VILL). The coding region runs from base 46 to 2631 and encodes 861 amino acids. The transcript has 20 exons. Gene Ontology annotation, cellular component: actin cytoskeleton; cytoplasm. Gene Ontology annotation, biological process: actin filament severing; actin polymerization or depolymerization; barbed-end actin filament capping. Lineage: Eukaryota; Metazoa; Chordata; Aves; Accipitriformes; Accipitridae. The record is from RefSeq and is a predicted model, not a curated record. Gene Ontology annotation, molecular function: actin filament binding; phosphatidylinositol-4,5-bisphosphate binding.
ACCUGUGAGGACGCCGCGUGCUUUCCAGCAAGGUCAGACUGCAGGAUGACAGACAGUGACACAAAUCUCCCAACUAUUGAGAGAAAGCUGGGACUGCAGAUAUGGGGCAUAGAGAAUAUGAAGAUGGUUCCUGUACCUGAAAAGGCUUAUGGGACUUUUUUUGAAGGAGACUGCUACAUAAUUCUGCACACCAAAAGAACCUCUCAUGGCUCUGCUGUGGAUUUGCAUUACUGGAUUGGCAAGGAUUCAUCUCAGGAUGAGCAAGGGGCUGCGGCCCUGUACGUCACCCAGAUGGACAAUGUGCUCAGCGGGAACCCCGUGCAGCACCGAGAAGUGCAGGGACAUGAGUCUGAGACCUUCCAAAGUUAUUUCCGCAACGGCAUUAUCUACAAGAAGGGUGGAGUGGCUUCAGGAUUUAAGCAUGUGGAGACCAAUAUGUACAACAUCAAACGUCUUCUUCAUGUCAAGGGGAAGAAGCAUGUGUCAGCCACAGAGGUAGCACUUUCCUGGGACAGUUUCAAUAAGGGUGAUGUUUUCUUGCUGGACCUCGGGAAAGUGCUGAUUCAGUGGAACGGCCCCAGCUGCAGCAUUGCUGAGAAAUCCAGGGGUCUCGUGCUGGCUCGCAGCAUCAGGGACAGCGAAAGAGGUGGCCGCGCUCAGAUCGGCAUUAUUGACAACGAGAAAGACUCCCCGGACCUCAUGCAGAUCAUGAAGAUGGUGCUGGGUGAGAGGCACGGGGAGCUCCGAGACGCCAUCCCUGAUGCGAAAGCAGAUGAGCUGCAGAAAGCAAAUGUCCGGCUCUACCAUGUCUAUGAGAAGGACAACGACCUGGUGGUACAGGAGAUAGCCACCCGACCCCUGACGCAGGAUCUGCUCCAGCACGAGGACUGCUACAUUUUAGACCAAGGUGGGUUUAAGAUUUACGUCUGGAGAGGAAAAGCCUCCAGCCUGGAAGAGAAAAAAGCAGGCUUCACUCGAGCUGUGGGUUUUAUCCAAGCCAAAGGCUAUCCUUCAUCCACCAACAUUGAAGUGAUCAGUGAUGGAGCAGAGUCAGCCAUGUUUAAACAGCUCUUCCAGAGGUGGACAGAAAAGGAUGAAACGCAAGGACUGGGCAAAGUCUACACUACUGGCAAAAUUGCCAAGGUGGAGCAGGUGAAGUUUGACACCACUCAGCUCCACGCCAGACCGGAGCUAGCUGCUGAGCAGAGAAUGGUCGAUGAUGCCUCUGGGGAGAUAGAGGUGUGGAGGAUUGAGGACUUGCAAAUGCAGCCAGUGAAUCCCAAGACAUAUGGGCAGUUCUACGGGGGUGAUUGCUACCUGGUCCUGUACACCUACCUGAGAUCAGGCAGGCCUCACUAUGUCCUCUACAUGUGGCAGGGUCGCCAUGCCUCUGUGGAUGAAAUCACCGCCUGUGCCCUCAAUGCCAUCGAGCUGGACAAAAAGCACGGGGACGAGGCCGUGCAGGUGCGCGUGACGAUGGGCAAGGAGCCCACACACUUCCUGGCAAUCUUCAAGGGCAAGCUGGUCAUUUACGAGGGCGGCACGAGCCGGGCUCAGAAAAUCACGCCCGAGCCGGCGAUCCGCCUCUUCCAGGUGAGGGGCACGGACGAGAUGAACACGAAGGCCACAGAGGUGCCAGCCCGGGCCUCCUCGCUCAACUCCAACGACGUCUUCCUGCUGUCGACCAGCCAAGUCUGCUACCUGUGGUGCGGGAAGGGGUGCAGCGGAGAUGAGAGGGAGAUGGCAAAAAUGGUAGCUGACAUCGUUUCCAAACGGGACAAGCUCACCAUUUUGGAAGGACAAGAGCCCGCAGAGUUCUGGGAAGCCUUGGGAGGCAAAGCACCUUACGCCAGUGAAAAGAGGUUUCAAGAGCAGAUCACACACUACCAACCUCGCCUCUUUGAGUGCUCCAACCAGACGGGUCGAUUCAUCAUGACAGAGGUGGUGGGCUUCUGCCAGGAAGACUUGGAUGAAGAUGACGUCAUGCUGCUAGACACAUGGGAAGAGAUUUUCCUUUGGGUUGGCAAAGCCUCCAACACAUACGAGAGGAAUGAAGCAGUUGCUUCAGCUAAGGAGUUUCUCAAGACCCAUCCGGCAGGGAGAGACUUGGCAACUCCGAUAAUACUGGUGAAGCAGGGCUACGAACCCCUCAACUUCACAGGAUGGUUCAACGCUUGGGACCCCUACAAAUGGAGCGAUGGCAAGUCUUAUGAGGAGAUGAAGAACAGCUUAGGAGAGAUGUCGGCUAUAUCCGAGAUCAAAGUGGACCUUAAUAACAUCAGCCUGAACAAGAAAACCCUCAGCAUGACCAGCUUGGCAGGUUCAAGUAUAGCAAGUGCUUCCCCUGAGUAUAAAUCGCACUUGAACCACAGUGACAGCAACAGCUACAGCAAUAGCAGCACCUACAACAGCAGCCCUUCCAUGGUGCCCAACGGCGAAGGAAUUUACUCCCGAGAGGUGCUGAUGAACAAGACGGUGGAUGAACUUCCAGAAGGCGUGGAUCCUACUAAAAAAGAGUACUAUCUCUCUGAUGCUGAUUUCCACGAUAUCUUUGGGAAGUCCAAGGAUGAGUUCUACCAGAUGCCCAAAUGGAAGCAGCAGAAUGAGAAGAAGCAGUGUGGACUCUUCUGAGACCGCAGGGGCCAUCCAGCUUCCAGUGACUCUGGGACCAGCCCUUGCUCUCUUAGGAGCUGCAGGGAAGAAGUACAGACAUUUGCUCAGUGAACCCAACCCAACACCUCAAUCAGGCCAAGCUCCAAUGCAGUUAUUCCAGCAGCCACUGUUCAGGGGA